AUUACAAAUUUCAAAAUAUUUUUUAAUUAUAUUUUUAUAAUUUAUACAAUUUUUUUUAAAAAGAAAAUCUUAGUCAUAAAAAUUAUUAGUUUCUUACAUAUCUACAAAUUUGAUAAAUACUAUUUAGUUUAAAUUUUUAUAAUUAUACAAAUUUUAUUAAUUUUAUACAAGUUCCUUUAAUAUAUUUAACCAAAAGAAAUAGAUAAAAAAACCUAUAUAAGAUUAUAGUUUAAAAAAUAUAUAUAUAUAAAUAUAAUUUAAAACCAAAAAAAAUAUUUUAUCUUAAUUAUGUUUAACUAAAUCAAAUUUGUAUCAAAAUAUUGGUAAACAACUAAUAAAAUCUACAAUAAUAAUAAAAAUUUAUUUUUAAAUAAAACUUAAAUUUAAAAAUUCUUAUUACAUAUAGUGUAGGAAAACACCUAGUAUGUCAAUAUAAAAUAAUUUUUUUUAAAAUAUCUGAAUCGCAAAACUAAAUCCUUCUGACUAUGUAUGUGUACAAUCGAUGCUUUAACAUGUUUUGGUAGGAGUCGAGUUCUAUAUUUGUUUACAGCAUGAGCAUCAAUUCUUAAACUAGACUUUGAUGUCACUUUAGCUAUGGAAAUUUUAUAUUUGUUUAAGAUAUUAACGCUAAUUCUAUAUUCUUAAGACAUGAACACCAUUGCUAAAUAAAUAAAUAAAUAAAAAUAGAAGUUUCAUGUUUUCGGGUUGGUCCUAGCAAUUUACAGUAACGUCUUUAGAAAGAAGGCAUAAUCAAGUAUUUUAUAUAUAAAAUAAGUAAUUUUAUACAAAAUUUUGGGUAUAUCGAUUUAGAAAAGGUUGUGGAUUUUGAAUAGCUAUCGGUAGGAGUGGACACGAAUCGGAUAUCCGGGUUUUUGGAGUUUUUUGUGAUCCGAUCUGUUUCGUCCGAAUAAUCAACUAUCCGAUUUGAUUCGAUCUGUAGCAGCCACCAUGAUAUUCGGUAUGCCGGAUAUCCAUAAAAUUUUAGGUUUUUGACCAGGCAUCUUAUUUGAUCCAUAAAAAUAUAUAAAAAUUAAAAAUAUAUAAGAAUUCACAAAAUAUAAAAUAAUAAUAUUUUAUUACAAAAGAUAAAAGUCAUUUAGUUUUUAAAAUUCUAAUAACUAAUUUAAUAAAUAUAGUAAAUAAAAACUGUAAAAGUUAUAUAAUAUAUAUAUAAUUAUUUAAAUAUAUGAAUAUAUGCUUAUAAAGAAUCAGAUUGGAUAUUCGUUCCUAAAAAUAUUAGUAUUUAUUAGUUGCUUCGAUUCUUACAAAUGUUACAUAUUAGUAAUUGUUUUGCUUCGUAGAGUUACGGAUAUCUGAAUUUUUCGGUUUGAAUCGAAACGGAUAACGAAUCGAAUUUGUCUCGACUGCCACGUUGGAUUCAGUCCACACGUUGAAAAUGUAGUGUAUUUGUGGGAAGUUCUUUGUAAUAAAAAGAGUCAUUCCCUUGAUUUAUGUUUCAGUGGAGUUAUAAAGAAAAUGAAUAUCAGUAAAAACCAUUAAAAAAAUAAUAUGUACUUCAGAAAGCCACGAGCUAAGACCAACCGCAACGGAAGCCCUUAGCGAUUCCUAAGGGACAUUACCAAAGUUAAUGAUAAUAUAAAAACUAUAUUUCAGCAUAAUUAUGUAAGGGUUAACCCGUAAGUAAGGGGUGGAGGGAGCUGAACCUUGGGCGACGUGGCAGGUGGGUAUUGGCGGAAGAUUGAUUCGACUCUGGUGUAGACGGGAAACAAAUUUCAUUUUCGCCGAAGGAGAAAAAAAAAAGAAAGCUGUCGAAAGGCGAUAAAAAGCGAUUCAAGAUCGAUACUUGACGAAGGUAAAUCGAAGCUUUCUUUAGCUUUUUUUUCGAUUUAGAUUCGGUUACAUGUUGUUUUCCUCUGAAAUGAGGGUUCUGAUUUGUGUUUUCAAUCGAUUUGUGGAAAAAAAAAACGUUUGAAAUUAGGGUUUCAAAGAUGGGGGUUUUCAAUCGAUUUGGGGUUUACGAAGUUUACAAUCGAUUUAAUGAUUAAACUAGGUUCUAUGAUGUUCUCGUCUCAAUUUAGGAUUCGUUUUCCGUUUCAAUCGAUGUAGUUAGGGUUUUCAAUUCGUUUUUGAAUUGGGGAUUUCUUCGAUUUAGGGUUUCAAAAAGUUUGACUGCUUAGAUGAUUGCUUCUUAUUCCAGAUGGCGAAUCCGCAUGAACCUCAUUUCUUCAAGCCUCUGCUUCCUGGUUUCCACAACGGCGUCACAAUACCACUAAGCUUCUUCUCACAGCACAUACAAGGGAAGACGAACGGGAAAAAAUGGAAACUAAGAUCGGACGCUUCUGAUCAAACUUGGGAAGUGAUACAAGAAGGCAGGCGACUCACCGGAGGUUGGAAAGAUUUCACGACAGCACAUGACCUUCGAAUCGGUGAUAUUCUCGUCUUCAAACACGAAGGAGACAUGGUGUUUCAUGUCACUCCGUUUGGUCCGAGCUGUUGUGAGAUUCAGUUUACACAUCCUCACAGCAUCAAGGAAGAAGCCGAUGUGGAUGAUACUCAUUCUUUCUCAUUCGACUACUGUUUCUUGGCUGAGGUCACUGCUUCAAAUAUCAAUGAAGACAAACUGUAUCUUCUUGUCGAAGCAACCACUUGUACUGCUUUGAACAAACAAUUGAAAGAGAUAAUACUUGUCAACAAAGAGGGCAAUUCAUGGACUGCGAGUUUGCGAUAUAGCGAAGCAGACGACAUGUUUUACAUAAGAAAAGGGUGGAGAGAGUUCUGUGAAGAAAACAUAUGCACCAUAGGAGACUUAUUUGUCUUCAACGUGGUUGGAGAUGGGAACACAACUCCGUUGAUGUGUGUAUGUCCAGAAAGGAAAGAGUGUUCUGAACUACUCAUCAAACACUUGAGCAUAAUGAAUGGUGAGUCUUCUUUAACUUGCUUGUUUUAUUUCUUUUACUACAUUGCUUCUGCUUUAACUAGUUAUGUCUUUUAACUACAUUGCAGGUGACUUGCUUCUAGCUCACGGGUGAUUUAGGAGUGUUUCCUUUUCGUCUCUAUCAGAACUUGUUUCCUUUUCUUUCCUUUUAGUACUACUGCUUAUUGUAAACUUGAAUUUGGCUAUGUAUCUCGGAGAGGUUGUUUCCUUUUGCCUCAAAACUUGUUUCUGUACUUUUCAAAACUUGUUUUUGUUAACCUCCAAGAAGUUCUUUUUAGUCCUCGGUUGUUUCAUUCAUAAACUUGUUUCCUCUUGUUAAAAACUUGUAUAAUUUGAUAUAUAAACUUGAAAACAAAUUAGAAAUGUAAUAGAAACUUGGAAAAAAUUGGAAAAAAAAUUAUAACUUAUAAAUUCUACUUUUAAAUUGAUUAAAAGAUUACAAAUGCAAUAGAAACUUGAAAUCUAUUUAAAAAAAACUAUUAAUAAAUAUUGCAUCUUUCUAUUCAAUUAUGUUAUAAAUAAAAUUAUUUUAUUUCACUUUUAUUUCACUUUUUUGAAAAAUAUUAAUUUUUAAUUACUAAGGAUUCCAUAACUGAGACUCACCAUUGGACUAACAUUUUGGAUAAUGAUCCUUAACUAUUUACAAAAAAAAAAAAAGUUAAAUAUUCCUAAGGAUCCCGUGGUGAGGCUCACUAUUGCGGGUGCUCUUAAGCCUGCUCUGCCAGUUACAAAAGUACCUUGGGGAGUGGUGAGCAGCACAACGCCAGCUUGAGCAGAAGGGAAUCCAUAUCUUGAUCCUACCUAUCAUACCAAGUACUUAUUUGAUAUCCGUAUCCACUGAGUGUGGGCACAGCUGAUCGGCUAAGAAAGAUCGACUGAACUCCUAUACCUUUUGGGUUUUGGCUAGCUUGGCUUAACAUAAUAUAUUACGCAAGUAUGAAAUUACUGUAAAUUCGACAAAUAAAAGAUAAACUUGAGAGGAAAUAAGAUAGAUACUGAGGUGAUUCAGGUGAAUACAUGGGUUUCUUUAACUAAAACUUGUAAAUGAUAAAACAAACCUUUAGAUCCCUUUAAGUAAGUUGUAAAUAACACUGAUUGGAUUAGGAAACUUCAAAUAAAUUUAUUUCUUAGUAGCUAUGUAUCAUAUCGCGAAGAAUAGGGGCCUACGGUAUAAUAAUUUUAGUUGAAUUUCUUUCAAAUCACUUAUUUGUUUUGUGUCUUUGCAACGGGAAGUUAUAGCUUUUUCAAGGGGACAUGGUGUGGAAAAGAUUAAACAACAUGUUAAACAUGCAUCUAUACUAUUAAAAGGGAAUCACUCCUAAAAAAUCUACUUAAACAAAGUUGUUAGAUCAUUUCAUUAGACUUAACUAUUUAUUUGGUGUUAACUUAUAUUUCUCUAACUAUAUAAAUACUUUACAUAAUUUAAAUGAAUUCAUUUAUUAUUUUCUCAUAAUCUAUUAUAUAAUUGCUCUAACAAUAAAUCUAUAUGAAUAUAUAAUAAAUUAUUCAAAUGUGAUCAUUACCACGUAUAAUUCUAUUAAUAGUAUAAAUUUUUAAUGGUUUAGUUAUGUUUAAUAGGUAUAUAAUUUGUAUUUUAAAAUUUUAAGUACUCAUUUGGUCUUUACUUUGGUUUCUAUUUUUUCUAUGCUCGAUUAUUUAUGAAAUUCAACUUAAUUUUGAGUUUUUUUUCCAGUUUGGUACGGUUCAGUGCACUCGGGUAAAUGUACUCAAACCUAUACAUUAUCUCUUAUAUAAGAAAAAUUUAUUUAAUUUCAAAAAUAAAUCCGCGCUUUCUUAACCCAGGUCAAAAUCUAGUAUAUAUUCAAAUGGAUGCAUAAAAACAUAUACUCCUACACUAUAAAAAAAGAA
Messenger RNA from Brassica rapa (field mustard), 4765 nucleotides. Its product is annotated as B3 domain-containing protein REM8. NCBI's taxonomy places the organism in Eukaryota, Viridiplantae, Streptophyta, Magnoliopsida, Brassicales, Brassicaceae. Gene Ontology annotation, molecular function: DNA binding. The record is from RefSeq and is a predicted model, not a curated record.